Molecule: messenger RNA, 1701 nt
Organism: Cucumis sativus (cucumber)
Lineage: Eukaryota; Viridiplantae; Streptophyta; Magnoliopsida; Cucurbitales; Cucurbitaceae
Product: agamous-like MADS-box protein AGL62
Exons: 1
Coding region: 903-1580 (225 amino acids)
Biological process (GO): regulation of transcription by RNA polymerase II
Molecular function (GO): DNA-binding transcription factor activity, RNA polymerase II-specific; protein dimerization activity; RNA polymerase II cis-regulatory region sequence-specific DNA binding
Source: RefSeq, a predicted model, not a curated record
AUUGUUAUUAAAUGUUAAAAUUUUUUGUUUUGCAUUAUUGUCAUGAAAAUCAAUAAGUCAAGAAAUUGAAUCACAUGUACAAAAUAUUAAAAAAAUCAAUUAAAUAUUUUAUACACCAUAAAUUUAGAUUAUACAAUUCAUAAAAAAAAAAAAAAACUAAAUCUAGAAAUUCAAAACCAACACACAAACACAAGCAUUAGAAAUUUAUAUUACUAAUUCAUGCCCUCAAUUUAUGCCCCCAACCUAAUUUCGAGGCAUCAGAACCUCAUCAAAUAAGUCUACAGUCAUUUAAUUCCGAACCUGUCAAUUGUCCAUGCAAGAUAAAUUAUCAUAUACAUAGUAAAAUAUUAAAAUUAUUUUUAAAAUAAAAGAGAGAGAAGAAAAAAAAAAGGAUUAGUAUUUUUAGAAAUAUGAUUUGUUAUAUAUUUGAAGUAUUUUAAAAGAAUUUUGCAGCAGCAGUCAUCAGAAGUGGUGGCGACGCCAGGCGGUGGUUGUAGGGUUAGCCAUUGGUGAUCAGAUCACAUCUCUAGCAACAUGCUUUUGAUUAAUUUACAAAAGGAAGAGAAAAUUGAAAAUGAAAUCAUUUCAGAAGUGAACCCCUACAUGAUCAUAUUAAUUACAUUAGGCAAAAAGGAACAAAAUAUUUCAGAAAAAGAAAAAAAAAAGUGUUAACAGAUGAAGGGAUGAAAACGUGGGUUCUUUGAGUAUAGAAAAGGUGGGCUUUACCCUUUUUAAGGCUUUUAUCGUGAUACCAUGUUAGGACAAAAUUUGAUUCCAUAUUUUCCAAAUCAGAAUCUCCAAUCAAAUUAUUAUAGUCCUUUGAUUUUGGAAAUUUCCGAUAUAUAUAUAUAUAUAUAUACAUAUAACUUUCUAUAUAACCACAAGCUCGGACGUCAUCUUCAAUGGAGAAAUUAAACACCAUUCCGAUGAAAAAAACUCUCGGCCGUCAAAAGAUAGAAAUAAAAAAGUUAGAAAAGAAGAGCAGCAAACAAGUCACGUUUUCGAAACGUCGUGCCGGACUUUUCAAGAAAGCUGGCGAGCUCUCCGUUCUUUGUGGAGCAGAGGUAGCCAUUAUCGUCUUCUCUCCCAAUGAUAAGCUUUUUUGUUUCGGUCAUCCUGAUGUCGAUGUGCUUUUGGAUCGUUAUCUCACCGGAAAUUUGUCGCCGCCGAAGCCAGCGGAGAGUUACAUUCCUGUAGCGGAGUUUAAUCGUGAUUUCGCUGAUUGUGCAUUGGAGUUUGAGGCAGAGAAGAAACGAGCGGCGGAAUUGAUUCGCGCGGCCGAGGAUUCGAGGAAGAACGGCGGAUUUUGGUGGCAGGAGGCGGUGGAAGGGUUGCGAUUGGAGGAACUGAAAGAUUUCCGAUCAGCAUUGAUGGAUUUGAGAGCCAAAGUGGCGGAGAGAGUUGAAAAACUGACAGCAGUAAGAAUUGGAGGGCCUCUGUUGCCAGCGCUACCGCCGCCGCCGCAGCCGAUGACGUCGUCGUCGUUUCAUCUCAUUGGAAACCACCAAGAAUUGCCUCCUCCAACGGCGUUUCAUCUCGCCGGAAACCAACGUGUCGCGACGGGGUUAGGGUUUUUCUAGAUUGUCCUUUAGUUGCUCCAUUUGAUUUAUUUUUCUGAAUUAUUGGACAACGGUGAACUCUUUUGUAAAAGCAUGCUGUCUUCAUCAAGAUUUCUUAAUCUUUUUUUCAUCUUAAAUUUUA